AUGAAUGUGAUCUCUAAAAGUGGAAAAAUUGAACCUAACUUUGUAAGCCAAGGAAGUUUCACAGUUAACGUUCCUACAAGUUUCUUUCCAAAAGUGGAAAAAUUGAACCUAACUUUCUUGGAAAGUGUUCUAAGAAAAGGAUUUGAGGUGAAAGUGAAGAAUAAUGAGAUUCUGUGUGAAGAAUGUUCAUCCUCUCCUGCACUUUAUAGACGCUGUGCGGAACCUUUUAGUUGUGGCGAUCAGGGCGGUCUCUUGUUCCCUUUCUGGAUACAUGGUAGAGAAGACUGUGGCCACCCAGACUUUAAGCUCCACUGUAGCAGCAGAUUGGCAGAGCUUAACGUCUCCUCAGGGACGUUCAGAAUCUUAGAUGCAAACUAUGACUCUCGUAUCGUAAGACUUGCCAGAUCGGAUUUUAAGGACAUUAUGUGUCCCACAAACCCACUACAUGUGCCUUUCGAUAAAAGCGUCGUCCUUCCAUUUGCUCCUGACACCAUGAUGCUAACAAUUUAUUACCACUGCGCAGACUUAUCAUCUAGUAUUGAUGGUACUUCCGCUAACGUUGGAAGUCUUGUGUGUGGGAAUUAUGACGAAGAUUCAAACAACUACUAUGAGAUGAGAAAUAUAACUGAUGUUAAUAGUGGCCGUGUGUCUACGAACUUGAAGGAAUCUUGCAAUUCAUACGUCAGUAUACCUGUGCCUGGAUCGGCGUUGUACACGCUGCGUCCAGAGAAUUUAACGAAGACUCUUGAACAGGGUUUCGAGCUUGAACUUAAUCAAGACUGUUCAGUGUGUUUAGAGUCUAAGGGUGCUUGUGGAUACAAUGAGACUUCAAGAUCAUUCGUCUGCUAUUGUAACGAUGGAACCUUCGGCAAUAAUUGUAGCUCUAAAAAGAAAAGUCACGGGACUUUGGUCAAAGCAAUUCCCAUAUUUGGGGGUUCAGUAGCAGGAGUUGUUUUGUUCCUGGUCUUCUUAACGUUGCUUCCCUGUUUGAUCCGGAAGAGAGAAACACGGCUGAGACAACAGAAGCUGAAGGCUCUUAUUCCACUCGAACACUAUACUUACGCACAAGUGAAGAGAAUUACAAAAUCAUUCGCGGAAGUGGUUGGGACAGGUGGAUUUGGAAUUGUUUAUCGAGGAACACUUAGUGACGGCCGUAUGGUUGCGGUCAAGGUCUUGAAAGACUCAAAGGGAAACGGUGAAGACUUCAUCAAUGAAGUUUCUAGCAUGAGCCAAACAUCUCAUGUUAACAUUGUCUCCUUGCUUGGUUUCUGCUCCGAAGGUUCUAAAAGAGCAAUUAUAUAUGAGUUUUUGGGAAAUGGGUCCCUUGAUAAGUUCAUCUCAAACAAGAAAUCGGUCAAUAUGGAUUGGGAGGCACUAUAUAGAAUUGCGCUCGGAGUUGCUCGUGGUCUAGAGUACUUGCACCAUGGAUGCAAAACAAGGAUUGUACAUUUCGACAUUAAACCACAAAAUGUACUCUUAGAUGACAACUUCUGUCCCAAAGUUUCGGACUUUGGCCUCGCGAAGCUAUGUGAGAAGAAAGAGAGCAUCCUAUCUUUGCUAGACACAAGAGGUACAGUAGGGUACAUUGCGCCAGAGAUGAUCUCAAGAGUUUAUGGGAAUGUGUCGCACAAGUCAGAUGUGUAUAGCUAUGGAAUGUUGGUUCUUGAGAUGAUUGGUGCAAGGAACAAAGAAAAAUCUAAUCAAGCCUCUUCUUCUAACACAAGUUCGAUGUACUUUCCUGAAUGGAUCUAUAGGGAUCUUGAAUUAGUAAAGGAUAUUGAGGAUGGAAUCAACAACGAGGAAGACGAGGUAGCAAAAAAGAUGACAUUGGUGGGCUUGUGGUGUAUUCAGCCUUCUCCACUAGAUCGCCCACCGAUGAACAGAGUUGUAGAGAUGAUGGAAGGAAGCUUGGAUGCUCUCGAAGUCCCUCCUAGGCCUGUUUUCCAAAUUCCCACAGUGGGUUUCCAAGAUUCUUCCACAUUUUCAGAGGACACCUCUGUUUACACUCAAGAAUGAUCCAAGAAGCCUCCUUGGAAUCUAUCAAAGCACGAAAGCAGCUAUACAUAUGUUCAAAAAAAUAUUCUUGUAAAAGCUCUUUGGUGUUUGGUGGAUAAGUUAGAAGGAUGAAGACAAAGUAAUUAGGAUAAAGUGUGGUAAAUGUUUACAAACAAGUUUCUAAUUACACUCCAACUGAAAGUUUAUUUUCCAUGUUU
Camelina sativa (false flax) is the source of this 2213-nucleotide messenger RNA. The record is from RefSeq and is a predicted model, not a curated record. Lineage: Eukaryota; Viridiplantae; Streptophyta; Magnoliopsida; Brassicales; Brassicaceae.